This is a messenger RNA of Alternaria postmessia, 1719 nucleotides long. RefSeq lists its product as uncharacterized. NCBI's taxonomy places the organism in Eukaryota, Fungi, Ascomycota, Dothideomycetes, Pleosporales, Pleosporaceae. The record is from RefSeq and is a predicted model, not a curated record. The coding region runs from base 1 to 1719 and encodes 572 amino acids. The transcript is spliced from 4 exons.
AUGGUACUUAGACCCUCCAUCUCCCCCAAAUGUGCAAAGCCAACCUUCGUAGUGCCCGAAUAUGUGAAGAAGAUACUGGACGCUUCAGCAGUUGCAAAGGGCACCUGGAGACCUCGAUUACGUCUGGUGGGCAACGAUGUCCCGUCAGUCGAUAUCGCGAUAGUAUGCUGCAACGAAGACCUGUCCGUGAUACUCGAUACGGUGAGAGCCGCUUUGAACACAGAUUGGCCGAGUGACAGGAUCCGUAUCAUUGUCUCAGACGACGGGGCUCAAAAGAGUGUUGCAAGGGGUGUGCAACGCCUACAAGAGCAGUACCCCAACAGUCACCUCUUCUACACGGCACGUCAGAGGACUCCUGCAAACAGUCACAAAGCAGGUAAUCUCAACCACGUACUCGAGUACACGGCAAGACUUCCAGGAGGCCAGGCACCAUUCAUUGCGGGAUUAGAUGCCGACAUGAUCCCUGCGAGACACUGGCUGAGAGCACAAUUACCACAUCUGCUCGGGGAUCCAAAGAUGGCAUUUACCUGUCCACCAUCUUGCUUUUAUAACGUUCCUAUGGAUGAUCCCCUGUCGCAGUCGCUCUUCGUCUUCCACAAGUUCGAAGAGACGAUCAAGGAUGGAGCAGGCAUCGCGUGGUGCACUGGAUCUGGUUGGGUCAUGCGACGGACAGCCCUGGCCGAGAUAGGCGGCUUCCCUUCGCAAUCACUAACUGAGGAUAUUCUUUGUGGCAAUCUCCUCAUUGGCAGAGAUUGGCGGUCAGCAUACGUGAAAGAAGAGCUACAGUGGGGUCUUGUACCAGAAACAUAUAGUGCACAUAUUCGGCAACGUACGCGAUGGAGCACCGGCGGCUUUCAGGCAGGUCUAAUCAUGAAGCUGGGUCUCUAUGGAGAUCUUUCGGGCGGUCUUACCGGCUGGCAGCGAGCGUACACUUUUUGGUAUCUUGUUCACAACGCGACAGCCAUACUGAAAACGCUGGAUGUCAUAAAAACUCUGGUGAUGCUUCUGGCUGGUUGGCCUGUCGUCAUGUAUACAGGAACAGAGCAAUUAAUCGCCCUUGUUCGAGUUGCAUCUGCAGUUCACGCUUUGCUCUUUGUACGCCAAUGCUUGAUGGCCUAUGUUUGCGGUUAUGGAGCUAGCUGCCGUGAGCUACUUUGCGCACAUUUCCUAAAUCCAUACUAUGCGGUCAACCAUUGCAAGACGUUCUUGCUACCCAAAUGGCUCGGAGGGUAUCCCAACGCUUUCUUCGCCAAGUUCCGUUCAACGGGAAGCUUGCCCGACGAACUUCAUGAAAGAAGCCGUUUGCGCAGGGCUUCUCUGAGGGAGCGUUUAAGGUCAAUUAUGAUCAAAGACGGUGGAAGUUUCCACUUGUGCAUCGCUUUGGCGUUAGUUGCGGGGAUCAUGAGCAACCUCAAAACGGCCUCGAAUCUUCACGGUCUAGCUUCAAGGGACGCGUUCCUUUACCUUCUUCCACGGGUACUAUGGGUGACUACUCUCUGGCCUACGUAUACUGUGGCUUUCUUCCAGCCGUUUUACUACGCCAUUUGUCCUCCAACAAUGCCUGACCGGGAGCUUUUGCUUCACCGUGAUGCUGCAGGUGUUGCUUAUCCCACCCAGCGGGCCAAAAACCCAAAAUCUCCAGUUAGAGGACUGGGAAUCGAACUAGUCAACACUGUCUCUGAGCUCUGGGCGAUAGUUUUGCUCCUCUGGUUCUGGUAA